GGCACCAUGGAGCUGCCACCUGGCUGUCUUCUCCUCCUUGCUGCCCUGCUCCCCCUAGCCAGGCGGUCCAGCCCGGCCCCGCACGCAACGGGACGAGAGGAGCUGGGGAUGGCAAAGCCUGGGUACUGCUACCACAUCCCAGAGGUGGAGGACCUGCUGGACAAGGACUGUGGCUCCUGCCACAUGGGUGCCUCCUGCUCGCACUGCACCAGCGAUGCCGACUGCCACGGAGUCACCAAGUGCUGUCCCAGCAAGUGUGGCUACACAUGCCAGGAGCCAGUGUUGGACUUCUGCUACCUGCCCUCAGUCUGUGGGAACUGCAAGGCUCUCUUCCGCCGCUUCUUCUUCAAUGCCUCCAGCCAGCAGUGUGAGGAGUUCAUCUACGGCGGCUGCGGCGGCAACAGGAACAACUUUGAGACCAAGGGCGAGUGCUUCCAGGCCUGUUCCCACCUCAGUAACUAGCAGUGUGCUGUGGGCCAUGGGCCACAGGUGGCAGCUGCUCCUGGCCCCUCUCCUGAUGCCCCAGCCCUCACUUCCAGGUGCCUGGCAGUGCUGGCCUGGGAAGUGGUGGCUUCUGCACAGCCCCUGCCUGGGGGAAGCUGCUGCUGGUGGCCACAUCCCCGACCCCACAGGGAGACCACGGGCUGGUGGCAAUGAGGGCUGUGGGCCUGGGUGGCUGUGCUGGGGGCUGUGGCUUGCCUGGGAGGCUCACAGACCUAAGGACAGGGACAUGUGCCCAUGUCAGCAUG
Molecule: messenger RNA, 749 nt
Organism: Motacilla alba alba
Lineage: Eukaryota; Metazoa; Chordata; Aves; Passeriformes; Motacillidae
Gene: SPINT4
Product: serine peptidase inhibitor, Kunitz type 4
Exons: 3
Coding region: 7-462 (151 amino acids)
Biological process (GO): negative regulation of peptidase activity
Cellular component (GO): extracellular region
Molecular function (GO): serine-type endopeptidase inhibitor activity
Source: RefSeq, a predicted model, not a curated record